Molecule: messenger RNA, 1164 nt
Organism: Anoplopoma fimbria (sablefish)
Lineage: Eukaryota; Metazoa; Chordata; Actinopteri; Perciformes; Anoplopomatidae
Product: protocadherin beta-18-like
Exons: 3
Coding region: 1-1164 (387 amino acids)
Biological process (GO): homophilic cell-cell adhesion
Cellular component (GO): plasma membrane
Molecular function (GO): calcium ion binding
Source: RefSeq, a predicted model, not a curated record
AUGAGACGGCAAGUACUGUUGAUUUUCUCGGUCCUGUGUCUCAGCUCAGUGCUCGGCCAGGUCAGCUACUCCAUUCCCGAGGAAAUGGCAAAGGGUUCCUUGGUCGGUAACAUAGCUCAGGAUUUAGGGUUGGAUGUUAAACGACUGCAAGCGGGCAAAGCUCGCAUCCACACAGGAGACAGUGCAGAAUACAUCCAGCUUAACAAGGAAAAAGGACUCCUCGUUAUCAAAGAGAGAAUAGAUCGCGAAGCUCUCUGUGGCCAGACAACGCCUUGCGCUUUGCAUUUUCAGAUUGCCUUAGAAAACCCAAUAGAAAUAUUCCCUGUGAAAGUAAUGAUCCAGGACCAGAACGACAACCCUCCUCAGGUUCUGUACCCAGUCCAGACUGGUGGCUCUCUGGUGGCUGAGAUGGUGCCUCGUUCAGCAGAUGUGGGCUAUCUGGUCACUAAAGUGGUGGCUGUUGAUGUGGACUCUGGACAGAAUGCCUGGCUCUCCUAUAAACUGCAGAAAGCCACAGACAGGGCGCUGUUUGAAGUGGGCUUACAGAAUGGAGAAAUAAGAACUAUCCGCCAAGUCACUGAUAAAGAUGCUGUGAAACAAAGACUGACUGUUAUAGUGGAGGACAACGGGCAGCCCUCUCGUUCAGCUACAGUCAUUGUUAACGUGGCGGUGGCGGACAGCUUCCCUGAAGUGCUGUCUGAGUUCACUGACUUUACACAAGACAAGGAGUACAAUGACAACCUGACUUUCUACUUAGUGUUGGCUUUGGCUGUAGUUUCCUUCCUCUUCAUCACGUGUUUAGUGGUUAUUAUAUCAGUGAAGAUCUACAGAUGGAGACAGUCUCGUGUCAUGUAUCACUCCAAUCUCCCUGUGAUUCCGUAUUAUCCACCACGUUACUCAGACACUUUGGGGACAGGGACUCUCCAACACGUGUACAACUACGAGGUGUGCAGGACGACUGACUCCAGAAAGAGUGACUGUAAGUUCGGCCAAGCCGGUAGUCAGAACGUGCUGAUAAUGGACCCCAGUUCUACAGGGACGAUGCAGCGGAUACAGAGUGAAAGGAGCAUCCUGGAUGAACCAGACUCUCCUCUAGAGAGAGAAUGGGCAGCCGCAGAUCGCAUUGCCUUCUGUGGAGGGACUGAUAUACACGACAAGGAGUAA